AUGGACGGCGACGAUUAUAGCGACGACAACUUGUACGACGACGAGGAUUUGGAUUGGUGGGGUGGAUAUGCUGAAACUGUAGGGGGGCUCCGGUCCAUUGAGAACAGUGAGAAAGAGGAAGAGCAUGAGAUUUCUUUCAGUUUUGAUGGGGAAGAAGAGGAUGAGGACGAGGAUCACACCGUAGUGACGGGCAAUGCAGUCAGGACAAGUAUCAACGUAGGACCACGGCAUCAGGAGCACGAAUAUAUCACGAAGGGCGAGCCAGUGGAAACUGCCAUGGCCGAAAGAAAGGACUCACAAAACCGAGAACCCGGUCAGUUGGUGACGCCUGUGAUGCCUUCGAUACCUUCGAUACCUUCAGAUAAUGGGGAGACCAGCCUGCAACAACAAUCGCAUCACCCCCCUGAUAGCCACAGCAGGGAGGACCAAAGUGAAAGAGAAAAUAAAGAGGAAAUCAAGGCUAUGGAACGCAGCAGCAAGAGCCAAAGCUCAGAGCCAGGUGCAAUGCGAGUGGCACCUGAUGCUCAUGGUCGCAGAAAGUCCCUCCAGCGAAAAGAGGCCAAAAUAAGAGCGAAGGGACGCACCUCACCCGCUUCCAGCAAUUCCAGUUCCAACCAAUCCGCUCCAGGAGUUGUGGCGGUUUCCCCGCAUCCACCAAAAUCCCCACAGCACAAUAGAGCCAACCUCCAUCGAACUCUGGACCAAGCUCGCGCAAAGCAAGGCUUUGUGGGUGGGCGAAAUUCUCCUUCCAGUCACAAUCUGGACUUUUCCUCAUCGUCGCAUUUCUCCGGAGGGAUGCGUCACUCGCAAGGAUCGCAUUACUCCGGAGGGAUGCGCCACUCGCAGGGAUCACAGUUCUCGGGAGGGAGACGUCACUCGCAGGGAUCACAUUUCUCGGGAGGGAUGCGCCACUCGCAGGGAUCACAUUUCUCGGGAGGGAUUCGCCACUCGCAGGGAUCACGCGGUAGCACCGGAUUACGAAACUCGCAUGGCCUACGGCGGUCCCAAUCCGAGCAAGAAGCCAAGAGGCUUAUUGUUACCUUUGGACCUCUUCCCCUUACUGGCGGUGACCACCCAAACGACGAGACUUCGCCUCUUUAUAGGGAUGACGAACCAACCCGACCGACCUCGCAACGGCGUACCGUCACGGCAAGAAUGGCCAGUUCCAGCCUCGUUCAAGCGUCACUCGUGACGGAAGAAAUGGAACAUAUGGGGCUGAUGCGUGCAGAGGAGCUGGAUACCAACGACGUUGAACGGCAAGAGGAACGAGAAGCCAAACGGGAGCAAUGGGAAAAGUUUAGUCGAGCUCUCAUGAUCAUCACAUCCGUCUUUCUAGCGAUCGUGGUAGGAUUGGCAAUACUCCUUGUCCUUGUGAUCUUGGGAGCGAAUAACAACAAGCAGCCAGAGAUUAUUGCUCCGUCUCCUAUGAUUCCGGUGAGACGUCCACCCACCGUGGCGCCAUCAGCCACUAAACCUCCUGCGGAUGUACUCGAUGAGCUCUUACUGGACUUGCCAAACUAUACAACCUUUACAAUCUACAAUGAUUCCUCUUCUCCACAAUUCAGGGCCAAGAAGGGAUCCUAUGAACAAUAUGCAAAUCGAACACUUGAUGCAUAUGGCGUAGAUCCAUGCAAUGAGGAUGGAGAAUUCCAAGCCAUCAUUCUUGCCAGAUUGGGCCUUUCCGAUGACAAUCCAGUUAUCCCACCAGAAAUCAGUCUCUUGAGCAAUCUCAAGAUCCUAGCUCUUGCCAUUAAUGAGCUCAAUACAUCUCUGGCAGAUUUGCUGCCACCAGAAGUAUUUGAGAUGAAGAGUCUUUCUGCACUGAAUGUGAUGAAGAAUGAGUUACUCACUGGAACAAUACCCAGACAGCUUGGGACCAUGAACCUGACUAGGUUGGAGCUUGGAGAAACUGGACUGAGUGGUGAGAUUCCAAUGGAGAUUUUUGGGCUGACCAACCUGAAACGGUUGGCGCUGCACCAGGCAGCGUUCACAGGAAGUAUUGCCAGCGAAGUUGGAAGGCUGACACAUUUGGAAGAGCUGUACCUGCAUAAGAAUUUCUUCAGGAAUUCUAUUCCAACACAGAUUGGGCUGCUGACCGCACUGAAGAGGCUAGAUCUGUCCUCCAAUAGACUUACUGGGAAAAUUCCCACUGAACUUGGCCUGUUGACAAAUUUGGAGUAUCUGUACCUUCCAGGCAACAGUCUCGUCUUCGACUCUUUUCCUAGCGAGCUGUUCUUGCUCACUGCAUUGAAAGAUCUUGGUCUCUCUGGAAUACAGCUUGCUGGGACUCUCCCAUCAGAGAUUGGCCUUUUGACCAGCAUGACCAGGCUACAAAUUGUACGGACAUCCAUGAAUGGGACCAUCCCCACUGAGAUUGGAUUGCUCGGGAACUCUUUGACAGCACUGGAAAUUGUUGGGAAUUCCUUCAGUGGUGGGCUUCCCACAGAGCUUGGGAGACUCUCUCAGUUGAGGAGCUUCAGAGCAGAAAGCAACUCAUUGAGCCAAAGCAUCCCCAGUGAGAUAGGAUUGCUGUUGAACAUGGUAGCUUUGUUGCUACAGGACAAUCUGCUUGCAGGGUCUCUCCCCAGUGAGCUUUCCUCCCUUACCAGUAUGGGAGCUUUGGUUCUACACUCAAAUUCUUUAUCGGGGAGUGUCCCUACAGAGCUUGGAAUCUUGGCGUCUAAUGGAUCUUUGCAAGUAAUGACAAUACAUGACAAUCAAUUUUCUGGGGUGCUGCCAGUAGCAGGAGGGAUCUGCAAUUUGGAGCGGUUUGAACCGGAAAGGGGGCUGGGUUUGAGCUUUGACUGUUCUGCCGAUCUUUGCGGCUGCAACUGGUGUUCCUGUGGUCUUCACUGGAAUGGUGAAACUCUACAGAAUGACAUAGAAGAGCAAGAAAUGGAAGCAGGGCAAAACACAACAACAGGCAGUGGAGGCAAUGCAACAGCAAACACCAGUUUGUAUGCAUUGUAA
Messenger RNA from Seminavis robusta, 2970 nucleotides. NCBI's taxonomy places the organism in Eukaryota, Bacillariophyta, Bacillariophyceae, Naviculales, Naviculaceae. The record is from the annotation of a GenBank genome assembly.